This is a messenger RNA of Effrenium voratum, 987 nucleotides long. NCBI's taxonomy places the organism in Eukaryota, Dinophyceae, Suessiales, Symbiodiniaceae. The record is from the annotation of a GenBank genome assembly.
AUGCUGAAGAAGCCGCCGCCGAAGUAUCUGGAGGGCAAAAAGGGCCAACCCAUGUUGGUGGCGGAGUAUGGAGGUGUGGCUUUCGACCUGGGUGGGCCCUACGGCUCCAACCCCUCCAAGUUCCUCCCCGGCUACCUGGGCCGCCGCGGGCGUUCCGCGGGGCGUUCCGCGGGGCGUUCCGCGGGGCGGUCCGCGGGGCUCGCCGCCACGGCGGGGCAGGCGCUCUCGCGGAUCGCGGGGCUCACGGCGGGGAUCUACGCCUCGGAGAUGUACACUGGCUUCUGCUACACUCAGCUCUACGACGUGGAGUAUGAGAAGAAGAAUGGGCUGCUGAAGUACGACCGCAGCAGCAAGUUCUCCUUGCAGGAGCUCCAGCAGAUCUUCGAUGGGCGUCUGCAGCGGGGGCGCUGGGUCAUUAAGACCAUCCAAAAAGAACAGAACGAACGCGGCGCGGCUGUGAGCCAGGUGCGAGACCGCAGAACGGAAUGCCUGUGCGGAGUCGCGCCGAUGGAUCGCCCAAAGUUCUCCCGAAGCUGCGACACGGGAUUCUUGGACGAGGCAUCGCGCCUGGGCUUCAGCAUGUUCCGCGCAACGCCAUUGGCAAGCUGUAGCCAUCCGCCCGUGAGCGGUCAGGUAACCUUCCACGGCAACCUCGAGAAGGUCGAGUUGGAAGCUUUACGGGAGGAGUUGCGACACGCACUCAUCGACACGUUGAGCCCUGCUGCUGGGCAAGACCUGGCAGUGGAAGUAGGCCGCGCCCAGAGCAGGCCAGCCUUGCAUUCCUUUGCAGAGGACUGCGUGACGUUUGAGUUCCAGGUCCUACCUGCCGAUCCCCAUGACGUCAGCCCCGUGCUGGAGGUCUUGCGGUUGGAGGCAGAAUCUGCAGGGGCGCGGCGCUUGCUGCCACUUCUCGCAGACUCGCCCUCAGCUGCAAGCCGCUUGCGCCUCCGCGUGGAACUGGCAGGAUGCACGCGGAACGCGACAUGA